AUGUUAAGAUCUUUAAUAUUAACUAGAGGAAUACAUAUAUCCAGUGCAAACUGGUCAUCUAGCAAAGCACAACUUUUAAAAUUAAGAAAGAAAACAGGAUAUCCAUUUGAAAGCUGUAAAAAGGCUUUACAAUUAAAUGAUAACAGUUUAGAAAAGUCAGAGGUAUGGUUAAAAGAAGAAGCUCAAAGGCUAGGAUGGGCAAAAGCUAAUAAACUUGCCAACCGUGCCACAGCCCAAGGAGUUAUUGCAUUUGCAAUUGAUAAUCAAAAAGAAGUUGCUACUAUGGUGGAAGUGAAUUGCGAAACUGAUUUUGUGGCUCGUAACAAGUGUUUCCAUUCUGUUGUUGAAGUUGUCACUUCAUCUUGUUUAGAUUUUGCUAAACAACAAAAAGCCUUAGAGAAUUCAUUUUCUAAGGUAAAUUUAAAAAGUGGCGAUUUAAUGGAGUUAAGUGGUGCUGAAGGCAAAUCACUGGCUGAUCAUGUUGCAGUUACAAUAGGUAAUCUUGGAGAAAAUGUUACUCUCAGACGUGCCACAUGUUUAAACACUAGAGACACUGGUUUGAAUAUUAUGGGUCUUACUCAUCCAUCAAAUACAACUGGAUCUCAAUUUCUUUCCGGUAAAUACGGAUCACUUCUAAUUUACCGUAAACAACAAGAUGGUGAAAAAAUGAAUCAAAGGUCUAUGGAGAGUUCUCAUGAUGAAAUUCUUCGUCAAAUGUGUCAACAUGUUAUUGGUAUGAAUCCAAAAAAUGUUGGAGUACUUAAUAUACAUGAACCUAUCAAAUCUCAAGAAGUGGUGCCUGCUAAAACAUUUAAUGAAAAUGAUGAUUCAUCCAUGGAUAGUAUAGAUGAAAAAAAUUCAGACUCUACCAUUGAAGAAGAUGGCAUGCUUGAACAAGCUUUUUUAUUGGACCCAUCUAUAACUGUAGGACAAGUAGCAACCGAUUAUGGAAUUGAUAUACUAGAUUUUGUGCGUUACGAAUGUGGUGAAACAUAA
Macrosiphum euphorbiae (potato aphid) is the source of this 996-nucleotide messenger RNA. The record is from the annotation of a GenBank genome assembly. Lineage: Eukaryota; Metazoa; Arthropoda; Insecta; Hemiptera; Aphididae.